This is a messenger RNA of Corapipo altera (White-ruffed manakin), 1796 nucleotides long. Its product is annotated as spermatogenesis-associated protein 16-like. The coding region runs from base 87 to 1796 and encodes 569 amino acids. Gene Ontology annotation, molecular function: protein binding. The transcript is spliced from 12 exons. The record is from RefSeq and is a predicted model, not a curated record. Gene Ontology annotation, cellular component: Golgi apparatus. Lineage: Eukaryota; Metazoa; Chordata; Aves; Passeriformes; Pipridae. Gene Ontology annotation, biological process: spermatogenesis.
AGUGCAGGUGUGGGGCCAGCAGGCAGUUGGGCCUCCCCAACCGCCCCAGACGCGGCGUUUGAACCCGGCAACUGCCAGAACGGCUGAUGGAGACCCAGCAGGUGUCUCAGGGGCUUGGACUGAGCGAGUGGUUCCCUUCCCACAUGUUUCCUCAAGAGGGAUCUUCCUCAAGAGCCCCUGAGGCGUGGCAGGAGGCAGAGGAACACAAAGAACAACCCAGGGCUGGCACAGACAGAGGAAACCGUAAAACGAGAGGAGACAGCCACGAAAAUCUGACUGGGACAAAAGCAGAAGCACAACUGGAGCCUGGUGCGGGGAUAUUCCCGAGCCCUCCACUUCACAUCCCUCCGUACAAACUCAGGGAAAUAGAAGCUGAGCUGGUCUGCGCCGACGAGGCAGACACCGAGUUGGGCGAGUUGGCGUUGCCUGGAGUGACCCCACCAGCACAUGGGGCUCCGGCCGAAUCCCCCGAGGGCAGCCCCUGGCACUGCGUGGACGCGCGGCUGCAGCUGCCCCUGCAGGAGGGCAGCGCUCGGUACAGGCAGGAGCAGUUCGCGGCAGCGGCAGCCAAAUUCUCCACGGCACUGGAGCUUUGCAGUAGAGGCUUUGCUACAGAGGAUCCCUUGAAGUCCUCUCCAGAUGAUAUUUCCAGAGUUGCCAGUUUUAUUGAGUCAAAACUUGUCAUCUGUUACUUAAAACUGGGGCAGCCUGACAUUGCCCUGAGUCACUCACACAGGAGCAUCAUUCAGAACCCCUCUUAUUUCCGCAAUCACCUCCGCCAAGCCGCCUGCUUUCGGUGCCUGCAGAGAUACUCAGAGGCUGCCAGAAGUGCCAUGAUUGCUGACUGUCUGUACAUCCUGGCAGGGGGCACGGCCCUGGAGACAAGUGACCUCAUCCAGCUCUACUGGCAGGCUCUGAUUCAAGAAGCCCUCAGUGGAGAAGUAUCUUUUUCCGUUCUCUACACACCUUUUGAGAAAGAGGACGAGGCUGACAAAAUAAAGGAGGCCAAUAAAAGCUUUGCUGAAAAGCACCCUGAUUAUGUGCAGCACAUAUUCACAGAUCCUCAUGGAAUUCACCUGUUGCCAGAGAGAGCUGAGUCUCUGCCUGACCAAGAGUACUUACUGACUUUGGGCUUCAGAAACAAAGAGAUUGGAAAAACUGUGGAAAAGUCUGUAAUUCGAAAACUGCCCAUCUGUCCAGGUCAGAAAACAGCUUUCAGUCCCAGCACAGAGGAAGAAACAGAAACAUUUUGGGAGAAUACUGGGAAAAAGAUCAUGGCAGUCAUAGAUUUUAUAGGAAGCACCAAAAUAAAGGACAAGCGCAGCCCGUGCGCCCGCGCCAUCGAGCACUUCCACCGCGCCAGCCUGCUGGGCCGCCUGCAGAGAGGGGAGGAGCAGGCCCAGGUGAUGGCCCAGGUGAUGGCUGAGCUGGCCACCAUUCCCUACCUGCAGAGAGUCUCUCAGGAGGAUGACAAGCUGCUGCAGUCACUGACAGCAGAUGCCAUGGACGCCCUCGCAGGGAGAACCAGAGAUCGUGUGUGGACUAAAAUACAGAAGCUCUGUGGGCACGACCGGGAGGCAGAGCCCCUCUCCCAGACUCCUCGUGCCCUCGGCACCCCGGGGCAGCAGAUGGAAUUGUCCAUAAACUCUCCUGCUUCCCUCUCUCACAAGCACACACUCCUCACCAGCACGAUCCGUGCCCAGAGCGUGCAGCACAGCCCCAAGGGCAGGGCUGAAAAGCACUUUAGGACAGCUCAAGACAUGGAUAAACACAAGAGGAAGCCACGCUUGGACUAA